CAAUUACCAAAUUUGGGCUCCAAAAUCUUCAAUCAAGUAAAAGGGAAAAGUGCAUGACGGAGUUUAAAAAAGUUACGUCACAAAGAAAAAAGUUGGGCCCAUUUUGCUUUUUCCAACCAAGUGACAGACUACGCGCGUUUGUUCUUGUGUGGGUGAAUAGAAAAUCGUAAGCAUGAGCGAUCAGGAAGCCAAAGCUCUCGAAUCCACGGAUCAGCCAGCCGUUCAGGAUGAAUUCAAUGCCGGAGAAGCCGAAGUAGCAGGCGACGUUGAUAAAGAAUUAGAAGAAAUGAAAGCACGUGUUAAGCAGAUGGAAGACGAAGCAGCUAAACUCCGUACCAUGCAAGCUGAAGUAGAGAAAUCCAUGACUCCCGAAGAAGAUAAAGAAGCGGUGGACGGCCGUUCAGUAUAUGUUGGCAAUGUGGAUUACGGAGCCACGCCAGAAGAACUUCAAGCACAUUUCCAGGCGUGUGGCACAAUUAACCGAGUGACAAUUUUGUGUGAUAAGUUUACCGGUCAUCCUAAAGGUUAUGCUUACAUCGAGUUUGCGGAACCAGCAUUUGUGGAAGCAGCAACCACUCUAAAUGAGAGCCUUUUCCGUGGACGACUGAUAAAGGUUGGUCCCAAGCGCACAAACAUCCCUGGCUUUGCACAACGUGGUCGUGGUAGAGGACGUGGUGGUUUUAGAGGCGGCAUGUUCCCGCCAUAUUACGGACAUUCUCCCAUGUACGGCUACCGUGGACGUGGAAGAGGACGCGGAAGAGGAAUGUAUUACUCUCCUUAUUAACCGAUUUGAACGCCAUGGCAAUAAAAUAAGGAAAGAUAAUGUAGAUACAGUUUUUCUUGUACGAACAACCCUCGCUGGAAAAUAUACAGAAAUUAUGAUUUUGAAGCAAGCCAAUUAUGGAUGUUUGGUUGUGAGCUUCCACGAACCUCCA
Radiomyces spectabilis is the source of this 935-nucleotide messenger RNA. RefSeq lists its product as uncharacterized. The record is from RefSeq and is a predicted model, not a curated record. The transcript is spliced from 7 exons. NCBI's taxonomy places the organism in Eukaryota, Fungi, Mucoromycota, Mucoromycetes, Mucorales, Radiomycetaceae. Gene Ontology annotation, molecular function: RNA binding. Bases 173 to 784 code for a protein of 203 amino acids.